This is a messenger RNA of Cynara cardunculus var. scolymus (artichoke), 1395 nucleotides long. RefSeq names its product protein DETOXIFICATION 53-like. The transcript has a single exon. Gene Ontology annotation, biological process: xenobiotic detoxification by transmembrane export across the plasma membrane. Gene Ontology annotation, cellular component: membrane. Gene Ontology annotation, molecular function: xenobiotic transmembrane transporter activity; antiporter activity. The record is from RefSeq and is a predicted model, not a curated record. NCBI's taxonomy places the organism in Eukaryota, Viridiplantae, Streptophyta, Magnoliopsida, Asterales, Asteraceae.
AUGUAGGUGGUGGAAGAGCUAAUAUUGCUAGGAACAUCAGCAUGUCCAGUGGCAACAACCACCUUCCUUGUGUUUUCAAGGUCCAUAAUCUCAAUGCUCUACUUAAGCCACAUGGGAAAAUCUGAACUAGCAGGAGGAGCUCUAGCCAUUGGUUUUGCAAAUGUCAGCGGCUUCUCAAUCAUGAAAGGGCUAUGCAUGGGAAUGGAUCCGAUUUGUUUUCAAGCCUAUGGAGCCAAGAGAUUCCCAGUCCUUAGCCAAAUUUAUCUCAAAACCUUCUUCCUACUUUUGUUCAUUUCCAUUCCCAUUACAUUCUUAUGGUUAAACAUCGAGCCUGUGUUACAUGGGCUUGGUCAAGACCGUGUUAUCACAAAGGUCGCAGCCACGUACUUAGUGUUCUCUCUCCCAGAACUCCCAGCCCUGGCUCACCUCUUACCUUUGCGUUCCUUUUUGAGGACACAAGGCUUGAACUCACCUGCGACAAUUGUCGCCACUUGUGCAACCAUCCUACACCUCCCUAUUAACUACUUUCUUAUCAAUUAUUUAAAACUAGGGAUGAAGGGCAUUGCGUUGGCAUCAACAUGCUUUACAUAUAACAUGAAUAUUGGAUUGGUACUCUAUCUUUACAGGUCAAAAGUUGCAAUAAAGCCUUGGAUCACAAUGACCAACAUGGUGUCCAUUUUAAACGGUUGGGGGCCAUUGCUAAGCCUAGCAAUCCCGAGUGUUUGUUCAGUGUGUUUAGAGUGGUGGUGGUAUGAAAUCAUUCUUUUUCUUAGUGGAUUGCUAGAGAAUCCUGAAUCUUGUGUAGCAGCAACGGGGAUCAUAAUGCAACUAACAGGCAUCAUCUAUGUGUUGCCAUUUUCUUUGAGUUUGAGCAUAUCGCAGCGUGUAGGGCAUGAGUUGGGAGCUGGGCAACCAUCUCGUGCACAGUGGGCUGCAACGAUUGGGAUAUCCAUUGCUUUUACAUAUGGACUUGUAAUCUUCGUACUAUAUAUUGCUUUCAGAAAUGUUCUUGGAAUAUUAUACACUAAUGAAACCCAAAUCCUUAUCUUGCUUUCUAGCACCCUACCAAUCAUGGGACUCGCUGAAGUGGGAAACGCCCUGCAAACGGCUGCUUGUGGGGUGUUGACAGGUUCAGCCAGACCCAAAGUUGGGGUCAGGAUAAACAUUGCUGCCUUUUACCUUAUAGGGCUUCCUAUGUCAAUUGUGUUGGCUUUCGUGUUGAAGAUGGAUUAUCAGGGAUUAUGGCUAGGGUUGGUUGCAUCACAGGCUGCUUGUGCAUUGUUGAUGGUGUAUACAUUGAUAAAAACAGAUUGGAGGGAGCAAGCUAAGAGAGCAGAGGAGCUAACUUUGGCUGUGAAUAAAGAUGAUACAGAAUCGAUAGAACUUGUCUCUUAA